Molecule: messenger RNA, 1212 nt
Organism: Cicer arietinum (chickpea)
Lineage: Eukaryota; Viridiplantae; Streptophyta; Magnoliopsida; Fabales; Fabaceae
Source: RefSeq, a predicted model, not a curated record
GUACAAUUCUAUCUAGAAGAACCUUAUUACAAGUCAUUGCAAAAAUUAUAAAUAUGCAAACAAAUCCAUAUAUAAAUAAAUACCUUUUUAUUCAUUCAUUCAUCUCUAUCUCAUUUCUUCCUUUUUUUUUUCAUCACCAACAAAAAAUAACUCUCUUUUCUUAUUCUUUUUCAUUUGUGUUUCGAUUUGGUUUAGUUGUGUUGAUGAUGAGGCUUGAAACGGUGCCGUUUACGCGUGUGGGUUCACGCACUUCGGUUUUAUUCGACGCGCCGAGGGAUCAUGAGGUGUGCAGUACGACGUCGUCUUCUUCGAUCGGGAGAAACAGUGAUGACGUGUCAUCGGAGAGAUCAAUGGAUGAGAGUGUAAAUGGUGAAAAUGAAGCUGAGAGUGCUUACAAUGGUGGAGCUUUACAUCACAUGGAAGCUUUGGAAGAGGUUCUUCCUAUUAGGAGAGGCAUCUCAAACUUUUAUAAUGGCAAGUCCAAGUCCUUCACAAGCCUAGCUGAUGUUAUCACAACCCCAUCAGUGAAAGACAUUGUGAAACCAGAUAAUGCAUACACAAGGAGACGUAGGAAUUUAAUGGCUUUCAAUCAUGUUUGGGACAAGAAUAAAAACUACCCUUUGAGAAGCAAUGGUGGAGGAAUUUCUAAGAGAACAAUGAGUUUGAGUAGAAGUGCUUUAGCUCUUGCAGUGGCAUUGACCAAUUCUGAUAGCAGCUCUAGUAUUACAAGUGAAGAUUCUUUUUCCAGUUCAAACUCUCUGUCACCUUCACCUUCGCUUCCACCACUUCAUCCGCGAAAUAGAGUAUCUUCUUUAUCGUCUUCUUUGCAGCGGAAUUUCUUUUCCUUGGCCGAUCUUCAUAAUUGUGCUAUUGCUGCAACAAUGAAGAUGUCAAGUUCAUCAAUUGAAAAUGAAACAGCUCAUCCAUCAGUGUACAAACCUUUAUGAUAACUCAAAAAAUGUGUUCAUUAACUUUUUUUUUCUUUUCUCAUCUGGAUGAGUAUAUAUUGCUCUAGUUCUAUUUGUUUGAGCGAGGAAGAAGUUGUAGAAUCAAAUCAUAGAUAAGUCUUUUUGGCGUAUGAUUUCUUCAGAUUAACUAUAUAUAUAGUAUAUGAUAUAUAUAAUGAUUGUACAUGAAUCACUGGGUUUAUAACCUUAGUGUUAGUCUUCUUAAAUUUGCUUACUCAAUGAUAAAAUUUUCCAUGUAACCAAA